Molecule: messenger RNA, 2079 nt
Organism: Biomphalaria glabrata
Lineage: Eukaryota; Metazoa; Mollusca; Gastropoda; Planorbidae
Product: acylcarnitine hydrolase-like
Exons: 5
Coding region: 279-1952 (557 amino acids)
Molecular function (GO): hydrolase activity
Source: RefSeq, a predicted model, not a curated record
GUUGCUGAUUCAUUAUGCGUCGGUUUUGGAAAACUUUAAACAGCAGUGAUACGUGGUGCAUGCUUUCAUAGUGGGCUCUAUAUAUUACGUAUGCGAGAACAGAAGUAUAUUCUUUGAAUAGGCCGGUACCGUUGUGUGCGAGAAGGUAUAAAGUACAGUCCGGGGAAACAGACAAACACAGGCGUGUUAAGUGGAGGAAGAAGCGAAAAUUGAUCCUUUCGCUAACGAGAAAGACGAGGAUUAUAUUCAUCCCUGAUUGUAACCAGGACAGCUGUAUCAUGAAUUUCACAGCUGCGAGAUGUUUACUCAUAGGAGUGAUUUGUGUGAUGGUGCUCCAAGUCUCAGAGGCGGCACCGUUCAGUACAACAGUAGUAAAGACACGACUUGGACCUGUACGAGGACUUCGCGAGCUGGCUGUCAAUAACCAAUCCUAUUGGUCUUUCCGUGGCAUCCCUUACGCUAAACCACCCAUUGGAAAAUUGAGAUUCGCAAAGCCAGAGCCUCUGCCAUACUCAGAAAAUGUUAUUGAUGCAACGAGAUUAAGAGCUUCGUGCAUGCAGGGGAAUAUGUAUUUAGUCCAAUCCGAGACAAUUUCUGAAGAUUGUCUUUUCUUAAACGUAUAUACACAAGAUUUAGGAAGCAAAAUGAAGAAAGUUCUUGUGUGGAUCCACGGUGGAGGUUUUAUAUUUGGGUCGGCCUACACUUACAACCCAGGAAGUUUUGUUACAUCUGAGGAUAUCAUUGUCGUUACUGUCAACUACAGGCUUGGAAUUCUGGGAUUUCUCAGCACAGAAGACAAUACAAGUCCUGGAAAUUACGGUCUUUGGGAUCAGAUUCUAGCCAUCAAAUGGGUCAAACGUAACAUAGCAGCAUUCGGUGGGGACCCCAAUGAUAUCACUAUCGCAGGAGAAUCUGCAGGAGGUGCCUCUGUAUCGAUUCUUUCUAUUAGCCCUGUAACCAAAAAUCUUUUUACCAAAGUAUAUUCUCACAGUGGUUUUGCGACGUCUUUGUUUGCUGAUUACAAAAAUCCAAAGUCUGAUGUGAUCACUUUAUCAAAGAAGUUAGGUUGUUAUCAAAUUAGCUCUUCGUCACAAGACAUCAUUGAAUGUUUGCGAAACAAACCAGCUGCCAGUUUAGUUGCUGAUUUGGACCUGUUGCUGUUGAAAACAUAUGUUCCACGCGUGGAUGGAGAACUUUUACCAAAGUUGCCUACGAAUCUUCUCAAAGAUCAGAAAUAUCUGCAUGAUAUCGGCUUUUAUGAUAGAGAUUAUUUCGCUGCGUUGAACAAUAAUGAAAACAGUGUGGUAGGCCAAGUAUAUUAUCCGGCCAAAGAAGCUUUUUACAAUCAACCCAACGGAACAAGGGAACAGAAAGAUGCACUUUGGAAACAGUUUGUGGUAACAGAGAAUGUGGCAGAUCGCCUUAAAAUUGAAAACCCGAAUCCAAAACUAGUGGAUUAUGUAUCAAGCUGGUAUGAAGACAGAUUUGUGGGACAAACUGGUUAUCCGUUGCUUCUGACUGACGUCAAUUUCAUCAUCCCAGCUUAUGAUAUUCUGAAUGCAGCGUCUCAGAAUCCACUCACCCGAGUCUGGUUCUUGUAUUUUAACUACUACCCCAGCUACCUGAGAGGAACUGAAAGGGGAACAAUACAUGCUUUGGACUUUGUUUAUUGGUUUGACGUGUCACUGAAAGUCUUCGAAAGCUCAGGAGCCGUCGACAACUUCUCCGACACAGACAAGGAGUUAAAAAAGGUGUACUCCUCUAUUGUGGCAGACUUCGUACGAGGCCAAGUGAAUACCAACAGGUGGCCACAAUACGAACCAGACGAAGGCUACUAUCUGGAGUUCAACAGCCACCCCUUAGUGAUGAAACAGUUCGCUAGAGAUAAACAAAACUUCUGGAGAUCUGAGCUGCCUCAAAAGUUGUCUAUGAUUUCUAGCAGAUGCAAUUAAUAAGACAAAUAAAAAGAAAAUGUGCAGCGCCUUGAUAAACGAUUUUUGUCUAUUUAAUAGAAACAUUAUUUUCUUACUGUAUUAUCAUAUGUACUUGUUUUACUAAUAAACUUGUCUUCCCUUCGAA